Molecule: messenger RNA, 1589 nt
Organism: Hippocampus zosterae (dwarf seahorse)
Lineage: Eukaryota; Metazoa; Chordata; Actinopteri; Syngnathiformes; Syngnathidae
Product: zinc finger protein 813-like
Exons: 3
Coding region: 168-1124 (318 amino acids)
Biological process (GO): regulation of transcription by RNA polymerase II
Cellular component (GO): transcription regulator complex; PcG protein complex
Molecular function (GO): DNA-binding transcription factor activity, RNA polymerase II-specific; RNA polymerase II cis-regulatory region sequence-specific DNA binding
Source: RefSeq, a predicted model, not a curated record
UGACAUGUCGCCCCCAAAAUGAACAGCACCCAAACACAUUUGGUUGCGUUUGGUAAAAUUCUGGGAGUAAUUUUGCAAACGCGUUUGGAAGGGACGACUUCCGGUGUGUGUGUGUUUUUUUCAGGUCGUUUCCGGGCUGACGAACGCCCGAAAUCAAGUCAACAAAGAUGAGCAAAAUCGACAAAUCGAGCAAAGCUGAAGUGCUGAGCGGUUACCUGAUGGAGCGGCUCACGCAGCUGCUGCGGGACAUCGUGGACGUAGUGGAGGACGCGGUCAGCGAGUACCGGGAGGAGACGCUGCGGACGCGGCUGGAGAACGAGAGCCUUCGGAGGCAGCUUGGCGAAUUCCGAAGGCCGCCUGACGAGCUUUGGGCCCGGCCCCAACCUCCCAGCUCCAACAAGCAUCUCGUUGCUCGCGACCAAGAGCAAGCGUGCGCCGCCACCCACGUCCAAACACCCCCCGCGAGCACGUCCAAGCGGACAGUGGCGGAGCUCCCCCGUCUGGAUGAGACCUUUCCCAAAGCACAUUUUGUUGUUCCCGCCUCGCCACUCAGAGAAGAGCCACGGCCCUCUUCCCCACCCGUCAUUAAAUGUGAACAGGACGAGUUGAAGGUCACGCCUGGCAAAAAUUGUGCAGCGUUACCCAUGGCCAGUGUGCACGUUCACUUCACCAAGGUCGAUACCAAUGCCAGCACGGUGAAGGAGCGACAACAAACAGAAAGAAACGGCCAGGUUAGAGAGACGGCAGCGGCGGGCGCCAUCGUGUACGAGUGUCCCCGCUGCGGUGAGGUCUUUGCUCAGGCGGCCCGACUGCGGCUCCACCUGGAACAGAAGCGCAAGACCUACGCCUGCACCUGGUGCUGCAAAUCCUUCGCGCAGUCGGCCGAUCUGCGACGUCACAUGCGCACGCACACGGGCGAGCGGCCGCACCGCUGCACCUUUUGCGCCAAGAGCUUCAGCCAAAGGGGAAACCUUCGGCGGCACGUGCGCAUCCACACGGGCGAGCGGCCGUACAAGUGCGCCGUGUGUCGACGCACGUUCAGUGACGGAGACACGCUCAAGAAACACAUGCGCACCUACGCGCACCAAAAAGCACGUGACAGCCACGGCGGCGCUGGUACGUGACUGACGACCCGGAUGGACACCAAGUGGCAAGUUUGUAAAACAAGACAACUUUCUCAUCUAUUCACUUGUUCAGCAUUUCAAACUGCUAUUGAAAUUAUGCCACAGCAACAUCAUUCACAACAUGAGGUCAAAAGGUGCAUUGGGGGGGGGGGGGGGGGGGUAGCCAAGCACUAAAAACAACUGUUAAUCAUUUGAAACAUUUAUUCCAGCCCAUACAAACGUAUUCAACAGGGGUGGUGAACGUCAAGCUUGAUAAGCUGCAAGAUACUGAUGAUGACCUAACACUUGGAAAUGAGAAGAAAGCAAAAUGUGAAAAAGUGUUUUAUUGGGGUGGGGCGGGGGGUGUCAUGGGUCACUGCUGCAAGACAAAAUACAAAUCUAGAAAAAUACUCCAGAAAGGAAAUGGAAAAACAUGAAAGCACAAUUACAGUUGCAACAGUUCUAAAUAAACAUGGAGGAGUUCAA